Messenger RNA from Dicentrarchus labrax (European seabass), 3521 nucleotides. It is a transcript of the gene thap12b, whose product is annotated as THAP domain containing 12b. The record is from RefSeq and is a predicted model, not a curated record. NCBI's taxonomy places the organism in Eukaryota, Metazoa, Chordata, Actinopteri, Moronidae. The transcript is spliced from 5 exons. The coding region runs from base 201 to 2531 and encodes 776 amino acids.
GUUGUGAAUGUUCUGUGGAAACAGUCUGCACUCUCGAUAGUUGUUUACGGAAACGGCUAUCGGACUCUGUUUGAGGUCAUAUAAGUUGUCAGUCAGUGUUAGUAAACACCUGUGUCCACGCAACCCCCCAACGAAAGCGCUCAAGUUAGCAGAUGGUAAUAGUAAGCUCAGUUAGCUAAGCUAACUACCUAGCCUGAAGCAUGCCCAAUUUUUGCGCGGCCCCGAACUGUACACGGAAGAGCACACAGUCAGAUUUGGCUUUUUUUAGGUUUCCACGGGACCCAGAGAGAUGCAGAAUCUGGGUAGAGAACUGCCGCAGGGCAGAUCUAGAGGCAAAAACAUCAGAUCAGUUGAACAAGCACUACCGAUUAUGUGCCAAACACUUCGACCCGGCUAUGGUGUGCAAAACAAGCCCUUAUAGGACUGUAUUGAAGGAUACAGCCAUUCCAACUAUAUUUGAUCUGACAAGCCAUCUAAGGAAUCCUCAUACCAGACAUCGCAAGCGGAUUAAAGAACUUACUGAAGAAGACCUAAGGAAGAUCAAAGAAAGGAGAUUGGCAUCUUCUAUUGAACAGCUAAACUCCAAAAAAGAUGCAGCAGUUGAGGACAGCGCAAGCACAAAUGAGGAUGAACCUCAGCUGUCCACAGAGGAGAAGGCAUUUCGUGAAUACCUGAGAUCCUUGUUUGAGGUUUUGGUCAUGUUGGGAAAACAGAGUAUCCCAUUAGUGGCUGAAAAAGCAUCUGAAGCUGAACACGUGUCCAACAACUUCCAGGCUCUUCUAGACUACCGCAUGAAUGCUGGAGACGAGGCUUUGAAGAAGCGGUUUGAGGCGACAGCUGUUAACACAGAAUACCUCUCUGCAACCCAGCAGAGCCAGCUCCUGGACGUCUGUGAGAACACAGUGAGGGAAGAGAUGCUGAUGGAGGUGAGAGAGAGUCGCUUCUUCUCCCUAGUGACCGGCGACCUUGUUGAAUUUGCCAACGAGAAACACCUGCCUCUAUUUUUGCGCUUUGUAAAUCAGCAGAACGUCCUUCGAGAGGAGUUUUUGGACUUUAUGGCGUUUGAUGGCGAUGAGUCUGCCCUGGUAGAGAGGCUGGAGGCCCAGCUGACCGACCGUUGGGGGCUCAGCAUGGAGGACUGCCGUGGUCAGGCCCACAAGGCCACUGGCACCUCUACCACCAAAAUGAAAGCUGUGGCAGUAUUAUUGAUGGAGAAAUAUCCCCUGGCGUUGCACAUGCCUUGCUCUCAUAUUGCACUGAACCUCCACCUGGCAAACAGUCUGCCUUUUCCUAAUGUCCAGGUCGUCAUGGAGAUUCUGAGGAGGAUUGGUGCUUUCUUUAGAACCCCGUUUACGCAGGGUGCGCUAGAAAAAGCCAUCUCUACUCACUACCAGAAGAAUGAAGAGAAAGGAACUGCGCUGAUACAGGCCUGUAGGUUAGGAUGGACAGAGCAGCACAAUGUAUUUGACGUGCUGCUAGACAUGUUGCCGCCCCUGCUGCUGUGCAUGGACAGCAUCCGGGACAACGAAGAUGGAAAGUUUGCUGAUACUGUCACAGCGGACGCAUAUUCCAUCACAGAAACUCUGGCUGAUUUCGAGAUCAUUGUCACCGUCAUCAUCUUGAAGAACGUUCUCACAUUCACCAGAGCCUUCGGGAGGAAUCUCCAAGGGGAAACUCUCGACGUGUUUUUUGCUGCCAACAGCCUAACUGCUGUCCUGCAUUCGCUAAACGAGGUCAAUGACAACAUUGACGUCUACCACGAGUUCUGGUACGAGGAGGCUGUGAGCGUGGCCAAUGUAAUGGAGAUUCCCGUCAAGAUCCCGAGGCUGUUUCUUCGGAAACAGCGCGCAGCCGACAUGGGCGAAAUCCAAGCAGAGGUGUAUUUUAAGGAGUACGUGACUAUCCCCAUUAUCCAGGGAAUCAUGCAGGAGGUGGGGGACAUGUUCUCUGAGACCAACCUCAAAGCUCUCAAAUGCCUGUCACUGGUCCCAGCUGUCAUGGGCCAGAUGAAGUUCAACACCACCGAGGAGAACUACGCAGAUGUUUACCGCAACGACCUCCCCAACCCAGACACACUUCCCGCAGAGCUACACUGCUGGAGGAUCAAGUGGAAGCACAGGGGCAAAGAGGUGCGCCUGCCCACCACCAUCCACGAAACCCUUCAGCUGCCAGACGUCAAGUUCUUUCCCAACGUGAACUCCUUCCUCAAGGUGCUCUCCACCUUGCCAGUGCUGAAAUUAGAGGACAACAAAAGCGACACCGCAAGUACACGGCUGCAGGCCUAUCUUGACGGCAUGCCCGCCAAGCAGUGGAACAAAAGUCUCGCGAUGCUUAACGUUAACACUCACGUCAAACACGACUUGGAUGUUAUGGUUGACAAAUACUGCAGACUCUAUCCAGAGGAUGAUCCUGAAGCUGAAGCUGAAGCUGAGGCUGAGGCUGAGGCCGAGGCUGAGGCCGAGGCCGAGGCCGAGGAAGUGGCUGAGGAAGUGGCUGAGGAAGUGGCUGAGGAAGAUGCUGCGACGAAAUGAUAAUGACAAAGACACUGAGCUAAGCUGUUCGGGACAAAAAUGAAUGAACAGAUAUGCUGUCAGUCAUUAACACACUCUCCUCUGGUCACUCAUUCAUGUUUUUGUACACCUUGAUGUGAAGUACAAAUUUUACUGCAGAUGUAAUGGAUGCCAUUUGUAUUCAGUCCCGGAGGUCCCCAAGAAAAAAUACAUUUGUUCUUAAUGUUGUAUUUAAAUGCUUAAUCUUGCAUUGUAAAUAAGCAAAUCUGGUAGGAGGAAAACAUUGAAAUAAAUACUCACCGAAGGCUCAAUAAAAAUCGUAACACCACAAAAUGUCUAGAAAUAUAAGGCAGGUGGGCAUGAUCUGUAAAUAUUGGAUGUUUUGAGUCUUUGUCAGGCUGUUUCCUUAGACCAGCCUCCUUUGUAAUUAUACAGUGAUCUUAAUGAAAGUAUUUUCUAACCUUUUUUUUUUCUUCAUUGUUUUAUUUGCUAAAUAUGGUGGAUGUGGAUUAUUCUGCACAAAUGAACUGCCGUACACAGCUAAUUUAUUGCUUUCUUUAUUAUUGGAGGCAAGUGGCCAUGUUGAUCUACAUUACACUGAUUCCUUUCCACUGACUAUGAUGCAGGAAAAGCACAAGAGGGAGCAGUUACACCAACAUUGGCAGUAUUCCUUGAUUCAUGCUCAAUGGGAAGCACUCUUGUUAUAAAUAAGAAGCUUAUGCAGCUAAGUAUUUUGGGUAGUUAAGAUGUUUACCUCUUAUAGGGUGCAUUCUGAUUUAAAUAGUUCUUGAUCAAAUAACUGGCAUUGAACGAGAGGAAUAUAUCCUGAUAUGUUGUGAGAAACAAAAAAACUCCGGAUGUUGCAGUGAUUGUAAGUUAUUGUGAUCGUUAUGGAAACGUGGUUCUCUUUCAGCCAAAAUACUCAUUAACUAGUUUUGAUUUUACAUAAACUUUAACAAUCUUUAUUUUUUUCAGUUUUGUUUAAUAAAAUAAUUUGUGUAUAAUGCAAAA